AUGUAUAAAGUAGUAUGGAGACAAUUAUCAGAGUUAAUCUCUAUGAUCGAGAUUGAAACCAAUGGACAAGCUAAAAUUUUAUCAUGGGAUAAUAAUAGUAAUCAUUCAAACCAACUAGAUGAAAUACCAUUUCGCGUGAAAAUCUCUCCUAAUGAAGGAUUAUACGCUCAUGCUGAAUAUGAAUUUGAGAUCAUAAUUCGUUUGGAACAUUAUGGAGAAACUCCAGUUGUUCGUUGCAUGAGUCAUAUAUAUCAUCCAAAUAUUGAAGAUUAUGAUAUUGGUGGAGCUGUUUGCCUUAAUUUACUUCAAAACUGGAAUAUUGGAAUGGGCCUUAAAGCUAUCAUUAAUGGUUUACUGUUUCUAUUCUAUGAACCUAAUGAAGAAGAUCCAAUUAAUGAGCACUUUAUUAUUCCAUCUGGAUCUAGUUUUCAACAAGCAGUUAUCGAAUCUUUACAAGGAGGCAGUUAUUCUCAUUAUUCAGGACUACCAAACAAAGCUUGGUGUAUUUGGUAUAAUAAAAAUAAGAUAAUGGAACAAAAGGAUUCAAAUGAAAUUACUGAGAAAAAUAGUAAACCAGAAAAAUAUUUAAAAGAUAACUAUAGUAAAUAUCUUGGAUGUAAUGUACAUGAUGAAGUUAUUGAUCAGCAUCUACAUGAAGAAACUGAUGAACAAUAUGACUGUGAAUAUCCUAGUGAUCAAAAUAAUAGUCCAUUUAUCUCAUCAGAGAAACAAAAUAUAGAACUAAACGGUCACUACAAUGAAAUAGACCCAGUCACAUCAUCUCCUUUUAUCUCUUCCAAUUUAUCAUCAAUAUCAACAUUAGAGGAAGAAAGUCAAACAGUACAAUCAUACUUAAAUAUAAAUGAAGAGUUAAAGACAAUGAGAAAAAUGAAAAACAACAAUUUCAACGUUCUUAACUAUGUUCAUCAUUCGUCUACGAUAAAUUUGAAAGAAAUUACAAUCAUAUGGACAAAUAUAAAUAAACCAAUGAAUGUAACUUAUUAUUUUAUGGAAACAUGUAAUUAUGCAUGGAAUAGUCACUGUGAACAGAAAUACUAUGGUCAUUUAAAUAUUGGAUUACCUGACAUUUUUAUUACACAUUUAAACCAAAAAUCUAUUUCACAACAAAUCAGUUUUAUGAAUGAAUAUUCAAUAAAAACACAAAAUAACUUCAAUGAAAAAUUUGAACAUUUCAAUAACUGUAAUGAUUCAACUACUUCAUUAAUGGAUCAAAUAAUGACCAAUGUGCAGACCAUGUAUUUACAAGAUUUUAAUUCAAUGAAAUGGAUGUUUUAUACAACAAGAUGGCCUUCUUUUCUUGUUCCAGGUAGAAUGUUAACUGAAAAUUUCUUAAAACCUAAUUGGGCAUUACCAUUUCGUCGUGCUUCAACUAAACAACUGUUUGACGAUAUAAAUCGUUAUAUAUUGAGUGUUAAAUGGGCUCAUUCAAGUCAAAUAUUUAUCAUUGACCCCUUGGCCUUAUCACCAUUUUCGCCGAUAGCUCUUCGUAUUAUCUAUGAUCAUAACGAACCUGAAAACGAGAAAUGGAUAUACGUCUCUGAAUGGUUAUCACCUUGGCAUUCUAGUACAAUUUUUACAACUGAACGAGGCAGAUUCCCCGGAAUUUCAGUCUUCUGUUGGUUAGCUUUUAUUUCAAAUUGGAUUAGUUAUUUAUCUCGAUAUGAAUUAUAUCACACCUGUCUUGGUUAUUCACGCCCUGAAACAACAAUCUUUUCUAAAGCGUGUAGAUUAACAGAGCCAUUUGGUUCAUGUUAUACUUUUUCUCAUUCUCUAACAUGUGGUCAAAUAAGUUUAUUUGAUGGUUGGAUAUUAUGGCUAAGUAGUUUGAUGAUGCAGCAAAUUACUAAAUUCUCAGUAAAAUUACUAGAUUACAUUAACAAGAAAUACAUUAAAUGUUUACCUGUGUGUCGUUUAUCUUCAACUUAUAAUCCACUUAAUGGCUCAUCUACAGCCAUAUAUGUUUUUACUGAUGUUGAUGAGAUUUAA
Messenger RNA from Schistosoma margrebowiei, 2007 nucleotides. The record is from the annotation of a GenBank genome assembly. Lineage: Eukaryota; Metazoa; Platyhelminthes; Trematoda; Strigeidida; Schistosomatidae.